Molecule: messenger RNA, 1102 nt
Organism: Hylaeus anthracinus
Lineage: Eukaryota; Metazoa; Arthropoda; Insecta; Hymenoptera; Colletidae
Exons: 10
Coding region: 102-995 (297 amino acids)
Biological process (GO): sensory perception of smell
Molecular function (GO): odorant binding
Source: RefSeq, a predicted model, not a curated record
UCUCGAACUAUAAAAACGGCCAAGGAACACUGGAUGUGCAUUCAGUUCUCAGUUAACAUCUGGCCCGACUUUACCCCCCGAUUACCAGCUCCAGAAUAAACAUGAAGACCGUCGUUAUCGUCGCUGCCAUCUGCCUCGUCGGUGCCAUGGCACUGUCCGAGGAACAGAAAACCAAACUGAGGGAAUACAAGGACGCGUGCAUCACCGAAACCGGCGUCGAUUCGCAGGUCGUAGAUGCCGCGAAGAACGGUAAUUAUGAUAAGACCAACGAAAAAAUGAACUGCUUCUCCGCCUGCAUGCUGAAGAAGGUUAAAAUUAUGGACGAGGACGGAACUCUCAACGAGGAAAUGGCAAGGAAGAGGGCACCAGCUGGAGUUUCCAAGGAGCAGAUCGACGAUGUUCUCAACAAGUGCAGAGGCACCACCGGAGCCAAUAUUUGCGAGAAGGGAGGUAACAUGAUGACGUGUUUCAUAGAGAACAAGACCUUCAAACUCCCGAUUAACAACACGAGCAUUCAGAUCCUGGCGGACAUUCGAUCUUGUUCAUUGUUCCCGCUGAAACAUAAUCGCUUCACUUCUCGCCCAGCAACCAUGAAGACCGUGGCCGUCGUCUUCGUCCUCUUCGUCGCCAGCGCCCUGGCAGAACUUACGGAGCAGCAAAAAUCCGAUCUGUCCAAGUUCGCUGAUGACUGCAUGACGGAGAUCGGUAUCGAGUCUGAAUCGAUCAAGAAAAUGAUAAUUGGCCAAGAACCGGAAAAGAACGGUAAAUUCAAUUGUUACGUGUCCUGCGUUUUAAAGAAGAUCGGAAUUAUACAAGAGGAUGGUUCCAUCAACGUAGACGUUGUCAGACAAGAGGCUCCUGCAGACAUUCCCAAAGAAGCCAUCGAAGAUCUCAUUAGUAAAUGCAAAGACACCACCGGCGCCGACGAUUGCGAGAAGGCCGGCAACUUGAUAAAAUGCUUCGUGGAGAACAAAACCUUCAACUUGUUUAAUUAGAUCUCGAAAACGCGUCGCUACUGUAGUUGACAUUCUGGCACUGUUAUUUGACGUAAUUAAGCGGCAUGUACUUAUAGAAAAAAUUCAAUAAACGAAUACUCUGUUGA